AACCGAGAGUAGGCGAUCCUCCGAACGGAGAUGUUGCAAAUCUAUUUUUCGAACACGUAUCUGUGAGACAGGUGGCCGAUGAAAAAUGGCGAGAAUCCGCGCGGUAUGAGAAUCGUCGAUUGACACUUGCUCUCAAAGUCAGAUUCAAAAGAGAGAGGGAAAGAGUGUGUCGAUAAAUAGAUUUAUCCCGUGACUGUCACGCUUGACGCAAGACGGAUCGCAAAGUAAAAAAGAAAAAGUGGUCUCGCGAUGGUUCGGUUGGUGGUUGCGAAACGUCACGCGCGAUUCGUACCGUCCGCAGCAAUCGUCUAUCUGUCCGUUUGUUCGCUUCGCGAGUGACACGAGGAUGACGAUAAGUUCUUCGACGAGCAACGCAUGGCAGGGAAAACAACAACGCUAAAAUAGAUGCGAUAGAGAGAUGAAAUAUCGUCGUUCGUUUACGAUAUUCGCGCAGCAAACCGAUACCAGUAGUGAUUCUCCACCAGUAGUGUGAACCUUGAACGGUCGUUCGCUCGAGGUUAUAGGCAGUUAUGCGUCUUACAAACGUCGAUCGAGGUAGAUCGAGCCGCGUUUGGCAGAUACGACGAAUGGACGGUGCUACGAUUGACGCGUUGACAGUUCACGGCCGAAGAUGCGCGCUACUCGGCGCUCUUUAAAGUCGACGUCUUGUUAGUGAGAGCGGGAUCCGUUCAACUCUGGCUGUGAAAAAAUUGUGCAACGUAACUGUAUCGAGUCCAAAGAGUAUAUAGAUAUACAUAUAUAAAAAUACUGGUCAAGAUGGAUCAAGAAACGGUUUACGGCACGCACGAGGAUAGUCAUGUUGUCAUGUCAGAGAAAGUGCAAUCUUUGGCAGGCAGCAUCUAUCAAGAGUUUGAGAAGAUGAUAGCGAGAUAUGAUGAAGAUGUAGUGAAAGACUUGAUGCCUCUGCUAGUCAAUGUAUUAGAAUGUCUGGAUAUAUCCUAUACUGAGAAUCAAGAGCGGGAAGUAGAAUUAGAGUUAUUGAGGGAAGACAACGAGCAGCUUGUCACACAGUAUGAAAGGGAAAAACAAUUGAGAAAGGCGUCAGAUCAGAAACUUCUUGAACUGGAAGAUAUAUCUGAGGACGAGAGAAAGGAGCUUUUGUCAAAGAUUGAUAGCUUGGAAUCUAUUGUAAGAAUGCUGGAACUGAAGACUAAAAACUCCCACGAUCACGUUGGCCGGCUUGAAGAGAAAGAAGCUGAACUAAAACGAGAAUAUUCCCGGCUACAUGAUAGAUAUACGGAAUUAUUCAAGACCCAUGUCGAUUACAUGGAGAGAACGAAAAUGCUGGUUGGUAGUACAGAAAGAUUGGAAAGUGUAUCUACAAGUCGCGCGCCGUCGCGAUUACCUUCUCUUGGUCUCGCCCAUAUGUCGCGCAGUUCCGGACCGCUUAGCUACGGUUUUCAAAGUCUAGAGGCUAGCAUGAAUUCGGAAGAUGUUCACGAGGAUAUUGUACCCAACGCCGCUAAUUUAAGAACUGAAAUGUUGGACAGUAGUAGCGAAGCCGCUAUCGAAACAUCUGAUAAGAGCCAGCUAACCGAUCAACCGGUGCAGGAGAAUAAGACUACGGCUAUAUCUAGACGUAUGUUGUAUGAAAGUCCGGAAACGGAAGUACCGCCAACUUUGAUGACACCAACGACACCGACUGCUGGAAUGGAGAAAUUGGCGACUACGCCAGGAGGUAGAAGCAGAACCGAAAGAGAACAACGAAGCGGCAAUACAUUGUAUCAGGAAUUGAGUUUCCAAGACGCUGAUGCUCUGGGCGAGAUGGACGAGGGCGCAGACAUUACCGGAAGCUUGGUACAUCCUGGUGAAUAUGCUUCAUCAGUCAAUGACAACUUCUUUGGUAUGGGAAAAGAAGUGGAGAAUCUCAUUAUGGAAAACAAUGAACUGUUAGCAACAAAAAACGCGCUUAAUGUCGUCAAGGAUGACCUAAUUGUUAAAGUGGAUGAAUUGACAAGUGAGCAAGAGAUAUUGCGAGAAGAGGUUCGAGGUUUACAACAGGCGCGGGAACGAUUACGACAACGAAUCGCCGCCCUCGAAGAAGAACUGAAGAAAGCCAAAGAAGAAGCAGAGGCGGCGGCAAAAGCGACGAAAAGCGAUGAUGAGGAGGAUGUACCUCUAUCUCAGAGAAAGCGAUUCACGCGAGUGGAGAUGGCGAGAGUGCUCAUGGAACGAAAUCAGUACAAGGAACGAUUCAUCGAACUUCAAGAUGCUGUCAGGUGGACGGAGAUGAUAAGAGCCAGCAAAACCGUCCCUUCCAGUAUCUCGGGUGGCAAGGGAGGUUCGGUAUGGAAGUUUUUUAGUAAUCUCUUCACAGGCCCGGCCGAUCGAGGAACAUUGGUGCGUUCCGCGCAUACGCUACCGCACGUGCGGUACAGCGCGCCGGCGAAUCAGGUUGUUCCAGCGCCGCCCUUGGAUGCCAUGCGUAGACGUACGUUGAAAAGUCGUCAAGAUUUUCUCGACCAAGGAGACACCAUAUCGUCCGAAAAGCUCGUAGCGAGACGCGCGAGCGAACGAAGAGAGCAGUAUCGUCAGGUGCGAGCACACGUCAAGAAGGAGGACGGUCGUUUGCAAGCUUAUGGAUGGAGCUUACCGGGAAAGCCAAGCGCUCCUGUUAGACAACCUCCUGUUCCAGUCCCCGUGUAUUGUCGACCUUUGCAAGAAACUGAGCCAGGCAUGAAAAUUUGGUGUGGUGCUGGUGUAAAUCUAAGCGGCGGUAAGACGCGCGACGGCGGAUGCAUGAUCGGCGGAAGUGUAUUCUACGCCGCCGAAGCUCAGGAAACGACGAGCGGUAAUGCGAAGACGGAGGCCGAGGAUGCCGUCGAACAUCUGGACAAAGAGCUUCAGGAGAGCGAAAAUCGGCGGCUCGAGGCGGAACGAUGGGAGCAACAGUUGAGCUCACUCGUCUGGAUCUGCACCUCGACCCAAAAAAUGUCCAAGGUUACCGUGAUAGAUGCGAACAAUCCGGCGGACAUUCUCGAAGUGUUCAAUGUUUGUCAGGGACACUUGCUUUGCAUCGCGAGCGUGCCCGGUGCUAAGGAGAGUGAUUAUGCGCAAUCCUCGAACGAGAAUUCUGUUCGCAAUUCGGUGAACGGUAGCACGACGAACGAUAACGAGAACAACAACGGCGCUUACGAGGACGUUACGAACGCGAACGAGAAUGCCGAACAAAGUAACGAUCGAAAGAAUCAUCAAGAUAUCGAUGCUGCGGUUGAUAAAAAUAAAAACGAAUCUGACAAUCAGUCGGAGGAUCAGGCGAACGAGAACACCGAAAAAACUGCCGAAACAGAUCAGAAUUCUACGACGAAUGAGCCUCAGAGUUUGGAGAGUAUAGAUAGCGAGACUGCGAAUCUUGGAAAGGUACAUUUUGUACGCAACGUGGAAGCGCAUCCUUCGCGAUUGAACGAUAAAGACAUCGUGAACGAAGAAACAAAGGAGGAAGUUGUUGAGGAGGAGACACCCAUCGAGAAAAUGUCGUCUAUACAACCGACCAUGUGGCUCGGAGCUCAGAAUGGCGCAGUUUUUGUUCAUUCGGCCGUUGCCAAGUGGUCGGUUUGCUUACAUUCUGUGAAGCUGAAGGAUGCGGCGUUAGCUAUCGUACACGUGCAAGGCCGAGUUCUAGUCGCUUUAGCAGAUGGAACUGUAACGAUAUUUCGUAGAGGCGCGGAUGGACAAUGGGAUCUGUCUCAGUACCAUGUGAUUACGCUUGGUAGCCCUCAACAUUCUAUCAGAUGCAUGACCGCAGUUAGCGGUAAAACCGUGUGGUGCGGAUAUAGAAACAAAAUUCAUGUGAUCGAUCCCAUUUCGAUGACGCUUGAGUGCACAGUGGAUGCACAUCCUCGCAGAGAGUCUCAGGUGCGACAAUUGGCGUGGUUAGGUGAUGGCGUGUGGAUCAGCAUCAGGCUCGAUUCAACGUUAAGACUCUAUCACGCUCAUACCUAUCAACAUCUCCAAGAUGUCGACAUAGAACCGUACGUCAGCAAAAUGCUCGGUACGGGAAAGCUGGGAUUUUCCUUCGUACGCAUUACUGCUUUGCUUAUUUCCUCGAAUAGAUUAUGGAUCGGCACCGGCAACGGAGUGAUAAUUUCGGUCCCGCUGUCAGAAAGCGCGGGUGGUUCAAUGGCGGUGUCUAGAAUCCAGACCAGUGGUAAUAAAGGCGACGCACCCGGCGUCGGAGUCAGGAUCUUCGCGUCGGAACGAGGUGUCACACCGGGAAGCUUCAUUCCUUAUUGCAGUAUGGCCCAUGCUCAGCUCAGUUUCCACGGACACAGAGAUGCCGUCAAAAUGUUCGUCGCUGUACCCGGUCACGGUGGUCAGAGUGCAGUGACGGACGGGACGCAACCUGCGAUGCUUGUUCUUUCCGGUGGUGAGGGUUAUAUCGAUUUCAGGGUCGCGGAUGAGGCUGAAGACGAGAGUGAUGUGGCAACACACUUAAUUGUGUGGCAAAUGGUCAGGUGAUGGAGAAGAGACGGAGGAGAGCAUGGACCGGUCGAACGCUACGGUCAACAAUGGCACGGAGGAACAUGGUGAACAGAGUCAUCUAAUUGUGUGGCAAGUGCAGUGUCCUUUACCGAUACCAAUGAACGGCUAGCCUAGAGAAGAAAUGGAUUCGCUGGAUAAUCUAACUUUCUGUAGCACAACAUUACAUCGUCAAUGGAUCAUCAAUGGAUCAUAAAUUGUGAACCAUUGAUUCGCUGCAAACUAAUAUGCUACAUUUACAUCUAGAUAUACAUAUAUAUAUAUAUAAAGAUUGUAGCAGAAUAUGUUAAUAAUUUCCAAGAUAAUUAUCACAAUUUUUCGUACUAGCAGAGCGGAGAUGAUGUCAAAUCGAUUUUUUUUCUCAAAUUAAAAAUCAGUUAACUUCUCAAGAUUCUUCCAUAGCAGAGGCAAACUCGCUAUGUGACAAUUCUUGCAUGCGUGUGCAGAUUAGAAAAAAUCUAUAAAACCUAUUGAUAUAAUCUGGAAUCUUUCACAUAAUUUCGAUACAAAAUCUCCGAUGUCUCGCUUAUUUCGUAAUUAAAUCGUAUCUUUAUAAACUUGAAGCUUGUAUACGUAUAAAUCGAGCGACUUAGGAUCGAAUUAUUUAAUCAAACGAUACUUGUCGAAAGGUUUUUCUCUCGCGAGUGUCUACUUCAAAAAUAUCAUGUUCUAUGCAAUAGUAACAGGAAAAACGUUAUCUUUCUGCCGAUAAUUGUGAUAAUAUCCGAAGGCGAUAUAGGUCGCGAAAUGAGUUUUGAAGCUGCCGUGUGACAUUUGCUACAUUGCUGCAAUAAAUCUGUUCAAAGUCAUCACUUUGCGCAUGUUGAAGAAUAUUUCACCGUUUAUAAACGAUGAGAAAUAGAUGCGUGCAAUCUCAGGCAGUCUUUUAGGCAUAUAUAUAUAUAUAUAGAACAUAAUAUUAAUUUCCCGUCGGAGAGAGUAUAUUAUUUUCCUGACCUAAUCAAUUUUAUUAUCACGUACAUCGUGUUUAGCAUAACUUAACGAUAAUAAUAUAUAUAUAAUUAUAUAAUAAUUAAAAUAUAUAUAUAUAAUAUAUAUUCCCCUCUCUCUUCUUGAUCAAGCAUUGUUAAAUCGUGCCCGGCGAAACCUAGAAUCUUUGCAAUUUACACGAUUCAUUUAGUAGGAAUGCAUCAAUGAUGUAAAUAAUAACAAAAUGUUUAUAUAGCGUCCUAUGUGUGUGUGCGUGUGUGUGUGCGCGCGCGUGUAGAUUCAUUAUUUAAUUUCGAGCGGAAUCAUUUUAUAAAUAUGUAAGACCUGUUCUCUCUCUAUAUUCUUGCAACUUUAUAACUCCAACUCUUUAGUAUGCUGCCAAAGAAGUGGAACGACGAUCCAAUUAUAUGUCGUUUACAUUAUUUACAACGAGGAUUAUGCUUCGAAUGCGUAUGCUCUUGUUUUUUUGCUCUCGGCCGAGUCAUCAAGUGACACACAACCGGAUUGAUACAAUUUUGUAAAUCACGUCACGUUAAAGCGACAUUUCCCAAUCUGACUAUUUAGAUACGUGCAAUAACAGAGCUACGCACUGUCGCGCGAGCUGGCUUUUAAUGUCGAGCUCGGAAUUGUACCUGGCUCAGGUGGCGUUAUGUAACGGCAUUAAUAAACGAAAAGUUACGGAAGAA
Molecule: messenger RNA, 6137 nt
Organism: Camponotus floridanus (Florida carpenter ant)
Lineage: Eukaryota; Metazoa; Arthropoda; Insecta; Hymenoptera; Formicidae
Gene: syd
Product: JNK-interacting protein 3
Exons: 19
Coding region: 778-4479 (1233 amino acids)
Biological process (GO): vesicle-mediated transport
Cellular component (GO): cytoplasm
Molecular function (GO): JUN kinase binding; signaling receptor complex adaptor activity; MAP kinase scaffold activity
Source: RefSeq, a predicted model, not a curated record